This is a messenger RNA of Vanessa atalanta (red admiral), 2223 nucleotides long. RefSeq lists its product as uncharacterized. The transcript has 2 exons. Bases 257 to 1066 code for a protein of 269 amino acids. Lineage: Eukaryota; Metazoa; Arthropoda; Insecta; Lepidoptera; Nymphalidae. The record is from RefSeq and is a predicted model, not a curated record.
UCGACUUUACAAAGAGUUAAUUGAUGAUGGAGCUGAAGCUAAUUUUGCACGAAUGACUGCAAAUCAAUUUGACUUAUUGUGUUCACUAUUAGGUGCUCCCUAGACCUACAAUAACAUUGUACAAUAUAUUUAAUUGCACAAUAAGAUUGAAUUGCGUUUUGAAUCCAAACGCUCAAUUAUAUUGCCCAAUUUUAAGAACUUCGGAAAUUGUGCAAUGUUUUUGUGUUCAGUCGGAAAAUAGUUUGAUCCAAGCAACAUGUCCGCACAAGAUUUAGCUGCAGCUGUACUAUUAUUGUUUGUGGCUAAGCGUAAACGUAAACGAACACGUCGUUGGUCGAAAGAUUGGUACUUGAAAAGGCCAAAAUACACUCACGAAAAUCUCUUAAAAGACUUGAUGUUAACUGAGGAAAAUGACUUCAAGAAUUAUGUACGACUGGAUUUGGAACAGUUUCAAGAGCUACUAAAAUUGGUUGCGCCAUUGAUUGAGAAAAAAAAUACAAACAUGAGGGAAGCAAUACCACCUUUUCAACGGCUUUCAAUAACAUUACGGUAUCUAGCCACUGGGAAUACUCUAGAAGAUUUAAAGUUUCACAGUGCUAUUUCCCCACAAAGUCUUUCCCUAAUAAUUAUGGAAACCUGCGAUGCCAUAAUAAAGGUUUUGAAUAAAUUAAUCAAGCUACCACAAACUGCCGAGGAAUGGAAACAAGUUGCCAAGGAUUUUGAGAGCCAGUGGAAUGCUCCUCAUGUAAUCGGUGCUAUAGAUGGCAAGCACGUGGACAUAAAGAAACCUCCUGGUUCUGGAUCAUACUACUAUAACUACAAAAAAACAUUCAGUAUUGUGUUAAUGGCGGUUGUAAAUGCUAACUACGAGUUCAUUAUGGUUGAUAUAGGGACUAAUGGGCGCGUAUCAGAUGGGGGUGUGCUGCAGAAUACAACAUUUGGACAGCAAUUAAAAAAUAAUGCUUUAAAUAUUCCCCACCACCUGAAUUGUUGCCUGGAAGUUUCCGAAAACUUCCAUAUUUUUUUGUUGGAGAUGAUGCCUUUCCAAUGUCUCAAAAUUUACUGAAACCUUAUAGCCAAACUGGAUUAACAAAAGAAAAACGUAUAUAUAACUAUCGAAUAUCGCGAGCUAGAAGGAUGGUUGAAAGUGUUUUCGGUAUACUAGCUACUCGUUUUGGAGUAUUUCAAAGAGCAUUUCCUUUUGAUCCUACAAAAGUAAGAAAAAUUGUUUUGACUUGUUGUUAUCUACACAAUUUUUUGAGGAAAUCCCGUUCCUACUUAUCUCCAUCAUUAAUGUUUCGUGAAGACCACGAAUCAGCAAUAAUACACCCACCAUCUAAAGAAGUAUUUCAGUUGAAACCAUUGGAAAACACCAAUAAAAAAAAUUCACUGAAUAUCGCAAAACAAGCACGGGACGAAUACAAUGAAUUUUGUAACAAUGAAGGUGCAGUUCCCUGGCAAGAGAAAAUGGUUAAUUAAACAUACCUACAACUCUAUAUAUUAAAAAAUAUAUAAUUAAAUACUAGGACCUAAAUAAAUAUGUAAACGUAUUCAUUAAAAUAAAAUUAAUUAAAACUUACUUGUGUAUCAUUGUUAUCUAAACUAGAAUGUACAGUGUGUCCUCCCGGACUACGUACAGUAGACUCAGCAUCCAUACUAGACUGUGAAUCCGAUGCGGUUUCCUGAUCUUGUAAAAAAACCAUUUCAUUAUAAUACCAUAAAGUAGGUUGGUAUAUGUCGUCUGCGCUAGAUCCAGAUUUCAUCGACUGAAGGUGUUUCUUGAGUUCCUUUCGGUAAUUUGUUCUCAAAGAGUUGAAUUUCUUCUUCACGUCAUCUUUGCUUGCCUUUGGAAACAUCUCUUUAUAUUUAGACAACAAUGUUUCGUAAUCAACUUUUUUUUUAUCACGGUUAUGAUAUUCUUUGCUCUUGACAUUCCACAAAGACGGCAAUUCUCUAUACAAUUGUAUGCAUUCCACGAUAAACUCCCUUUCCUUCACUUUCGUAUUGUCUUGUUCGGCCAUCUUUGGGAUGCGAGCGUGUGCGUGUUCUCUUCUCCUUGCCCCGACGAAACACAGACUAAAAAAUAUUGCGCAAUAUUGACCCUAUACGAUGCAAUGGAAAAAUAUGGUGCAAUAAAAAUUAAACUCGCUCAAACUUUCGUUCAAUCAUUGCGCAAUCUUCAAUAUUAGCCCUAGACGAUUAAUUAUAUUGCACAAUUUACAA